Messenger RNA from Copidosoma floridanum, 957 nucleotides. Its product is annotated as early nodulin-75-like. NCBI's taxonomy places the organism in Eukaryota, Metazoa, Arthropoda, Insecta, Hymenoptera, Encyrtidae. The record is from RefSeq and is a predicted model, not a curated record.
GGGGCAAUGCUAGUCCUUCUAACGAGCAACAAGCAGACACAAUGGCUCAUCUUGGAAGUGGUCUUCCAUCAAUUGAGGAAGGUGACUCGAGGCCCAUCAUUAACUUCGGCAAUCCUCCUAAACCCGAUAAUUUAAUGGAAGUGCCUCUUUCUGACGAAAAUUGGAAAAAUGCAGAACAUGUUCAGCAAGUUAGUACAGGACCCACCGAACAUACACAAUCAGAGCCACAGGGUGGUUAUAAAGCCCACGAAGACCCGGAUGACUUUUAUGCCGAGCCUCAGUCGGACCAGCAUCCACCAGCCCAGGAUAAUCAUCCCCCGCGUCAGGAAAGUGUUGAUUGCUAUGAGCCUCCACAAGAACGUUUCGAACCUCCUCAGGAGCAAUUCGAACCUCCUCCUUCACAGGAGCGUUUUGAAUCGUCUCCUCCGAAGGAACGUUACGAGCCUCUCCCACCUCCUCAAGAACAGCAAUUCGAGCAGCCUCCGCUAGAGUGCUACGAGCCACCACAAGAGCGAUUCGAGCCUCCUCCACAAGAGUGCUUUGAGCCUCCACAUUUCGAGCCCCCUCCACAAGAGCCCUUUGAGCUUCCACAGGAGAACUACGAGCCCCCUCCACAAGAGCGUUAUGAGCCUCCACAGGAGCACUACGAGCCUCCACAAGAGCACUAUGAGCCUCCCACGAAGGAGUCUUUUGAGCCUCCCCAAGAGCAACAUCACCAUCACAGCCAACCUCCGGCGGAAGAGCCACAACAAUUUGCCGAGCCACAGCUGGAGGCUCAACCAGCCGAGCAACAAGACUUUGGCGGUGAAGUACCGUCGGAACAACCUCCGCCUCCCGAACCUCAGCAGCAACAAGAGCCGCAAAACGAGGCUGCCGACUCGUAAUCGAGGAUGAGAUUUGUGACUAAAUGAACUUUGUAUCAUAAAAGCGUUUUAGAAAUCGUUUGCAACGUGUGUA